GUGAUUUUGAUUCAUAUCUGAAAGAUAAGAGGAUGAAUUAUCUAGACUAUCUAUUCAUUUUACUGUUUAUAAUUAAUUUCUCAUCAUUAUCAAUUGAAAAUCCAAUCUUAACAGAAAUUACAACACCAGAAUUGAGUCAUAUAGAAACGGAGUCAAGUGUAGUUCCAGUUAAUCGUCUUGUAGAAAAUUCCACUGAAUUCUACAAUGUUGAAGAUUUAGGUUCAACGGGAGGAGAAGAAUGGAAUUCCAAUAUUACAGGAACCUCAUCUUCAUUUGGUAGUGUAUCUGAUGGAACUGUUCCUAUUUAUCAAGAAGAAUUGAAUUUCACUACAUCUGAGAAGUAUGUUUCCAUCACUUCUGAGUAUGUCACCGAAAAUGAUACAUCGACAUUUCAACUUGAAGAUCAAAAGACAGAAGAACCUGAAACAGAAAAUAAUGAUAUAGUGACUUUACUAGAUAGCUUAUUGAAUAAACUUAAAGUACCUUCAGAGAAUUGGUUAAAUUAUCAUUAUAUAAUGGCAAUGCAAAGUCCUGAUGGAAGUAUUUAUGUACCAAAAAAUCAUACACAAAGUACUAGAAAACAUUUGAUUACAUUAUUAGGAUUUGCUGAAGAAAUUGUAUCGAAUAAAGAUGGUAUUACAUAUGUCAACAACAAGAACCGGAACCAUAACAACAACAACCACAACAACACCAGUGAAGAGAAGUUACCAAUCACUACACAAUGGAUAAAUGAGAAUAUUUUGAUUCUUAAUAAUAAUACAUCAAUCAUUGAAGAUAAUCAAUCAAAUAUUGAUUAUGGAACAAACAUAACUGAUAACAGUCAAGAAUUCUUAGAAAUAGAUGAUGAAAUGGGAACAUUCACUGAAAUAUCUAAUCUUUUUACUUUAAAUACUACUGAAAGAGAAGAAGUCAAGUUAGUAGAUUAUGCCUUACAUAACUCUUCGAAUGAUUCAAACGAUCUACAUGAAAUCAUGGAAUCUAUAACUUCGGAGGAUGUUGAUCGUAGAAUACCUGAACAAAAUCAUCAUUCAUCUACAUGGGUUACCGACGACAGAUUGUCAAACAUAACUAAUGAUUUACAUAUAAACAAUAAACAAGACAAUAUUACAACUGAUUCAAUGGAUCAUGUUAAUCAACAACGUAUUAAGCUAAAUGAUAAUGAAACUAUGAUAAUUUAGAUGAUCAGAUUUAAAAAAAAAAACAAUCAAUUAAUUUGGUAACAUUAAUUUAUCAUACAAUAAUAUACUACUUAUAUUACUAUUAUUCAAUACUACUAUUGGUUAUCUCUUUUAAACCUCAAUUUAUUAUUGAAAUAAAUAAUGAUUCUUAAAUCAA
Molecule: messenger RNA, 1335 nt
Organism: Schistosoma spindalis
Lineage: Eukaryota; Metazoa; Platyhelminthes; Trematoda; Strigeidida; Schistosomatidae
Source: the annotation of a GenBank genome assembly